This is a messenger RNA of Podarcis muralis (Common wall lizard), 2280 nucleotides long. It is a transcript of the gene VPS45, whose product is annotated as vacuolar protein sorting 45 homolog. The record is from RefSeq and is a predicted model, not a curated record. Lineage: Eukaryota; Metazoa; Chordata; Lepidosauria; Squamata; Lacertidae. Gene Ontology annotation, biological process: vesicle-mediated transport.
GCUCCCAGGAUUGCAAGAGCCAAGAGAGAGAGAGGAAGAGAAAUUGGGUAGCUCUUCCAGGCUUGGUGCAAGGAAGGAAAAAAAGGGGGAUCCUGUUUAGUUGCAUUUCUUUGCAAAACAUUAAGGGGUUUGCACCGGGAGGGAAAAUGAACGUGGUCUUUGCAGUCAAGCAGUACAUCGCGAAGAUGAUCGAGGAAAGCGGAACAGGCAUGAAGGUGCUUCUGAUGGACAAAGAGACGACCAGUAUCGUGAGCAUGGUGUACACCCAGUCUGAGAUCCUGCAGAAGGAGGUGUACCUCUUUGAGCGCAUCGAUUCAGCCAAUCGGGAGAACAUGAAGCACCUGAAAGCCAUCUGCUUCUUGCGACCCACCAAGGAAAACGUGGACUACCUCAUCCAGGAGCUACGACGUCCGAAAUACAGCACCUAUUUUAUUUAUUUCAGCAACGUCAUCAGCAAGAGCAACGUCAAGUCUCUGGCCGAAGCCGACGAGCAGGAAGUUGUGGCAGAAGUCCAGGAAUUCUACGGAGACUACAUUGCCGUGAACCCGCAUGUGUUCUCUCUCAACAUCUCUGUCUGCUGUCAGGGCCACAGCUGGGACCAGGCUCAGCUCUCCAGGACCACCCAAGGCUUGACCGCUCUGCUCCUGUCCCUGAAGAAAUGCCCCAUGAUCCGCUACCAGCUCUCUUCUGAACCAGCCAAGAGGCUGGCAGAGUGCGUCAAGCAAGUGAUCACGAAAGAGUAUGAGCUUUUUGACUUCCGUCGCACCGAAGUCCCUCCGUUGCUGCUGCUCCUGGACCGCUCGGAUGACGCCAUCACUCCGCUCCUGAACCAGUGGACAUAUCAGGCAAUGGUCCAUGAGCUGCUUGGGAUUAACAACAACCGCAUCGAUCUCUCGCGAGUCCCAGGCAUAAGUAAGGACCUCCGGGAGGUGGUCUUGUCAGCUGAGAACGACGAGUUUUACGCCAAUAACAUGUACCUAAACUUUGCGGAAAUCGGAAGCAACAUCAAGAACCUGAUGGAAGACUUCCAGCGGAGGAAGCCUAAGGAGCAGCAGAAACUGGAAUCCAUCGCAGACAUGAAGGCCUUUGUGGAGAACUACCCUCAGUUCAAGAAGAUGUCCGGCACGGUUUCCAAGCACGUCACGGUGCUGGGGGAGCUAUCCCGGCUGGUGAGCGAGAGGAACUUGCUGGAGGCUUCGGAGGUGGAGCAGGAGCUCGCCUGCCAGAACGAUCACUCCAGCGCUUUGCAGAAUAUCCGCCGGCUCUUGCAGAACCCCAAAGUGAGCGAGCUGGAUGCCACCCGCCUGGUGAUGCUGUAUGCCCUUCACUACGAGAGACACAGCAGCAACAGCCUUCCAGGACUCAUGACAGAGCUGAGGAACCGAGGGGUCUCUGAGAAGCACCGGAAGCUGGUGUCGGCCGUCGUAGAAUAUGGAGGGAAGCGUGUUCGUGGGAGCGACCUCUUCAACUCCAAAGAUGCUGUCGCCAUCACCAAGCAGUUCCUGAAAGGACUAAAGGGCGUCGAGAAUGUCUACACCCAACACCAGCCGUUGCUGCACGAGACUCUUGACCAGCUGAUCAAGGGCAAACUAAAAGACAACCAGUACCCCUACCUUGGCCCCAGCACCCUCCGCGACAGGCCUCAAGACAUCAUUGUGUUCAUGAUUGGAGGAGCCACGUACGAGGAGGCGCUGACUGUUUACAACUUGAACCGCACAACCCCGGUCCGGAUUGUGCUGGGCGGUACCACCAUCCACAACACAAAAAGCUUCCUAGAAGAGGUCUCGGCUUCCGGUUUCCGCGGACGAGGCGCAGACAGCUCCCAGGGGCCGGCGAGGGCAGCGUCCAGGAGGCUGAACUGAUGGCCCCUUUUUCGUCAUUUCCGACUGACCGACCGUUCCAGGCUACUCAGCAUCUGUUGCCCGUUGACACCCACGAACUCACCCACCUGGCGUUUGAAACUUCAGGAAAGCACUUUAGCAGACAAUACUUCCCUGUUGCCGAAAAGUAUGGGGCAGGCACGCUCUCUCCUCACAGGACCAAACCAUGGGGUCCUUUCCCCCCAUCCCAAAAGGCUCGAUCGAGAUCUUAAGGAGAAAAGAAAGGACCGUCCCUCUUGUCACCUUCGUUCUCUUUCCAUCCCCCCAGCUCUCACAUUGCACGAGAGUUGUUUGCCUGUUUUCCAAACUCAUUUACCUCCCCCCCCCCCGCUGUGGCCCGGGAUAACCCACCCCCAGAGAAAAAUGGCCCCAAUAAAAGGAAGUUGCGAUUCUUCUAGCA